UUGUACUCCGCCAUAGCUCUCACACCUCGACACGUUUCUCUUUUAUACCAUUCCUCUCUCCUUCUUUCUCUCUCAAACAACCUUCCCUUCAUUCAACUCUUUGUCAAUCCUUCUCUCUCUCUCUCUCUCUCUCUUAGGGUUUCUGCUCUGCUACUCAUGAUCUUUGCUGGACUUCGCUUGCUGCUUUGAAAAUCACAGGGGUUCUGUUGAAGAUCCAGGACUGAUCGAGAGUCCAUAGCAAUCAACUGAGUUUGAAGUUUGGACAGCAGUGUAGAAAAUACACCAAGUAUUGUGAGCCAUGGACCAAUCAGAGCGUUCUCAGCAUCACCAACAAUCACAGCAGCCUGCAGGCAGUGUCGGUGCAGGCCAAUUACCAUAUUCUAAUCCUUACCAAACAGCUCCGAUGGUAGCUUCCGGGACUCCUGCUAUUACGAUUCCCCCAACUCAGCCACCAUCCAGUUUCUCCAAUUCACCACACCAGCUGGCCUACCAGCAGGCCCAGCACUUCCACCACCAGCAACAGCAGCAGCAGCAACAACAGCUCCAAAUGUUUUGGGCAAACCAAAUGCAAGAGAUUGAACAAACAACUGACUUUAAGAACCACAGUCUCCCCCUUGCUCGAAUCAAGAAAAUAAUGAAAGCGGAUGAAGACGUCCGAAUGAUUUCCGCUGAAGCACCAGUUAUAUUUGCAAAGGCAUGUGAAAUGUUCAUCUUGGAGUUGACUCUGCGAUCCUGGAUUCAUACAGAAGAGAACAAAAGAAGAACUUUACAGAAGAACGAUAUUGCAGCUGCAAUUUCAAGGACUGAUGUCUUCGAUUUCUUGGUUGAUAUUAUUCCUAGAGAUGAACUGAAAGAAGAAGGUCUCGGAAUCACAAAAGCUUCUAUUCCGGUCGUUGGUUCCCCAGCUGAUCUUCCUUAUUACUAUGUUCCAUCGCAGCAUCCGGUGGGUGCUACAGGGAUGAUCAUGGGUAAGCAAUUAGAUCAAGUGAACAUGUAUGGUGGCACUGCCCAACAGCCUCGACCAUCGAUGCCUUUCAUGCCGUGGCCACAUACUCAACCUCAGCAGCAGCAACAAACUCAGCAGCAAAGUGAUGCAUAGGUAAAAGUAGUAGGUGUUUUCAAGACCGUCAUGAUUGAUAGAGGCGAUACUGAGUGACUUUGAAUGUGUCUACUGUCUAGUUUAGUUCAUAAAAGAAAAGCUCUUGUAGAGAACUUGUCAGUGAUGACAAGUUGCAGUUGAGUUUGUAUGAUGAGAGGGUGUGGUUUAUCUCUAAUUAUCUAUUACUGUAAUGUACAACAGUGUAUGUGGAAGAGGAUCCAACUUUGCCAAAAAGAACUCUAAUUUCAAUUUUGCUGAGCCUGUGUUUUUUAGCU
Molecule: messenger RNA, 1374 nt
Organism: Benincasa hispida (wax gourd)
Lineage: Eukaryota; Viridiplantae; Streptophyta; Magnoliopsida; Cucurbitales; Cucurbitaceae
Gene: NF-YC2
Product: nuclear factor Y, subunit C2
Biological process (GO): regulation of transcription by RNA polymerase II
Cellular component (GO): nucleus
Molecular function (GO): protein heterodimerization activity; DNA-binding transcription factor activity, RNA polymerase II-specific; RNA polymerase II cis-regulatory region sequence-specific DNA binding
Source: RefSeq, a predicted model, not a curated record